AUGAAAACUUUCGAGCAGACGUGGAAGCUUGCCGAGAAUGUGUUAGACCAAGACGCUUUGAUUUUCGCCGAGAGUAUAAUUGGGAUCCUAUGCCGAGAGUAUGGAAACCCUGAACCGGAGGAACACCCAUUGAUCACGGACGACGAGCCCUUUGACUCACCGGUACAGGACACAGAGACGACGGCGCUCAUGCGAAGACUCCUGUCAACGGUAGCACAGCCUGACCCACCCUCAGCAGUCCUAUAUGACCUGCUACCAAUUAUCGUGCUCCUAGAGCAUCUCGUCCGCAAUGAUACCGCAAUAUAUGAGCGCCUUCUUCUUCCAAGGACGGACGAGACCCAGGAUUUGAUGAAAAAAAUUAAACUAGAUACGAGGGAACUGAAGCUUGAUAGCUGGAAGCGUCUGCGCCUCCAUAUCUUACAAGAGUUACUACCGCGCGCACCCAGGCCAAAGCGACUCCCAAGCCGCCAACAGAAUGGUGACUUCCAUCUUGGCGGCGGGGUUCGCCCAAGGUCUCCAGAUGACCAAGAACGGGUUGGAACAGAGAAGCCUAAGAUCGGUGUGGGUGGUGGAUCGCCGCGAGCUUCACCUCCAUCGAGUGCUUGGUACGGAACUAAACCGAUGAGCCGAGGUCGCUCUCCAAGCCCUCCGCAGUCAGGUGUGAAAAGUCCCGGCGAAGACAAAUCCAGGAUGGUGUCAUAUGGCGGAGGAGCGAGGCUCGCCGACAUGCAGAAUCAGAGAUUCGAGAUGCUGACUUCGUACUUCCUACAAGCCGUCGAGUGCCUCUCUCCCUCUUUCGAAGAUCUGCCUGCAUUGCUUCUGAGUUUCGGCGGAGAGUGUCCGCCGGGGAGUCGAGCUCGGCCCCUAUCACCGUCUCCAGCAGCGUGCCAAGAGCAAAAGAGAGGCGGGAGAAGGGACUCUCGCUGCACGCGACGGUGGGAAGACAUUUUCGACUUCGUGAAGGAGGAAAUUCGGAACCGAAUGCUGCAGACGCUCCACGGUGGAAGCCAACAGGCGGUACCUAAUCCAGUGGAGGUGGCAAGGGGGCGGCCACGAACCCAAGAGAAACAAAGCGGCGAAAUCCGACCCGCCCAUUCUGGAACGAGCAACGUCGCCACCCAGCCAGCUGGAACGCCACAGCCGGAACAUCCCCAGAGUGUUGCAGGCACCAGAGACAUUGGUCCGUCUGCCGCUCUUGCGUCACUCUCUAGCCAUGAGUGCUGA
Molecule: messenger RNA, 1224 nt
Organism: Besnoitia besnoiti
Lineage: Eukaryota; Apicomplexa; Conoidasida; Eucoccidiorida; Sarcocystidae
Exons: 4
Coding region: 1-1224 (407 amino acids)
Source: RefSeq, a predicted model, not a curated record